Molecule: messenger RNA, 1035 nt
Organism: Candidula unifasciata
Lineage: Eukaryota; Metazoa; Mollusca; Gastropoda; Stylommatophora; Geomitridae
Source: the annotation of a GenBank genome assembly
GAAGAAACUGUAACAUUUGGGAUGGACACAGGCUUGAAGAAAAUAAAUGAAUUAAGUGAGCUGAAGCUUGAAGAUGUUUAUGGCACACACUAUACUUUACAAAACCUCGGAGGUAAACCUGGGUUACAAGCCUCACCUGUUACCUGUGGGUCGAGACCAGCAAAAGUGCUAGCUCGAAGGCAGGAAAGUCUGCUAGAGAGCGACUACGACAACCCAGACACGUACGGGGACGACAGGAUUCUAGGUGGCAAUUUUGCCUCACACGGCGAAGUUCCCUGGCAAGCAAAUAUCAGAAUUAUGACCCGGAAUAAAGACCGUACUGAAUAUAAGCCAGAAUGCUCCGGAGCUAUAAUAAACGAGUACUGGAUUAUCACCGUUGCUCAUUGUGUGAAGGGCGAGGCUCCCAGCUCGUUCAGAGUAACAGUUGGGGAUCAUCACUUGGCGAGGAACGACGAGGGCGAGCAACAGUUUGCAGUCAGCAAGGUCAUAAGUCAUGAAAAUUACAGACUGGGAUCCUUUGAUUACGAUAUCGCCAUACUGAAGAUCCAGCCAACAAAAUCUGGCGCCGGCAUCAAGUUCAACAGUUUUGUUCAGCCCAUCUGUUUACCGAAAGAGACCGAUUACCCGGGAGUUGGUACACAUAUGAUAGUGUCUGGCUGGGGGCGGGACAAGCUCUCCGGGGCAUCAUCCCAGCCGAUCCUGAAGAUGAGCAUGCUACCUCUCAUUGAUCAGAAAGAAUGUAGUCAACUGUUCAAGGGUCAAAUUACUCUACGUCAGUUCUGCGCCGGAUAUAAAAACGGACCUACAGACAUCUGUAGGGGUGACAGCGGAGCUCCGGCCGCCUACCUGUUUGCGGAAAUGUAUAUCUUAUACGGCGUAGCUUCUUUCGGGACUGACUGCCCCUUCCCUAAUUACCCCUCAGCGUUUACAAACGUCCGCUCGUAUCAACACUGGAUUAUUAAAAACAUGCAACUCCGCAGUGACAACAAGUUGGAGCGAACACUGCCUGAUCGACCCCACUGGAGCGACUCAUGA